AUGAUCGGCUGGAAAAUCGAAUAUUGUACGGUGGCCGACGCCGCUGCCCUGGCGCGCAAUAACAUGGCCGCCUUUUGGGAGGACCCGACGUGGAUCGUCCUGUGGCCCAAAGACAUCACACUGGAGUUCCUUAUCGAACAGUCCACGAAACGGCAGGCACGCAACCUCCUCCGCUCGCGAGAGGAUACUCGCCACCAGAAGGCCGUCGAUCCCGUCACCGGUGCGGUAGUCGGGUAUGCGCGCUGGAUCCUGCCACCGGGCCAUGUGACUGCUGCGGACGGGGGGCCCAUGUGGGCCGAGGCGCAAGUUCCUGACGUCGGCGAGGAGGAGCGGAAACACUACGAGGAACUGGCGGCAUCUGCAUGGUGGAAUCCGAGAGAGGGCAUGGGCGAGAUUGAUGCGAAGAAUGAGUUGGUGAUGGAACGCAUCUUGGCCGAGAGGCCGUAUAUCACAUUGGAUUAUCUAGCGGUCCAUCCGGAAAAUAAAGGCAAGGGGAUUGCCACGGCGCUCGUGGAGAGUGGAAUCCAGCGUGCGGAGAAAAUCGGGCUUCCUAUCUUUACUCUGGCGUUCAAGGCAGGCCGAGGAAUCUAUGAGCGAUUGGGAUUCAAGGAGGUGGAGCGCGUCAUACAGGAUGACACCAAAUAUGGCGGACAGGGCGAAUACGGUGCCUACUUUAUGGUGUACGAUGUUUCCCGGAACCCAGAAGAGGCAUAG
This is a messenger RNA of Aspergillus udagawae, 714 nucleotides long. RefSeq names its product GNAT family N-acetyltransferase. The transcript is spliced from 2 exons. The coding region runs from base 1 to 714 and encodes 237 amino acids. Gene Ontology annotation, molecular function: acyltransferase activity, transferring groups other than amino-acyl groups. The record is from RefSeq and is a predicted model, not a curated record. NCBI's taxonomy places the organism in Eukaryota, Fungi, Ascomycota, Eurotiomycetes, Eurotiales, Aspergillaceae.